Molecule: messenger RNA, 1542 nt
Organism: Podospora anserina S mat+
Lineage: Eukaryota; Fungi; Ascomycota; Sordariomycetes; Sordariales; Podosporaceae
Exons: 3
Coding region: 1-1542 (513 amino acids)
Biological process (GO): spliceosomal complex assembly; protein phosphorylation; regulation of mRNA processing
Molecular function (GO): protein kinase activity; ATP binding
Source: RefSeq, a predicted model, not a curated record
AUGUCGGGUUCGCCCACGUCAGUCUCCUCCCCGGAGGACCCCGCCGAGAACACGGCGGAUGAAGAAGACUCCGAAGAUUACUGCAAAGGAGGCUACCAUCCCGUCACGGUUGGGGAGUCGUUCAAGGAUGGGAAAUACAUUGUGGUGCGCAAGUUAGGAUGGGGUCACUUCUCGACCGUAUGGCUAUCAAGAGACACCACUACCGGCAAACACGUCGCUCUCAAAGUCGUCAGAUCUGCCGCCCACUACACCGAGACAGCCAUCGACGAGAUCAAGCUUCUCAACAAGAUCGUCCAAGCGAACCCAAACCACCCAGGUCGCAAACAUGUCGUUAGUCUGCUGGACUCGUUCGAGCACAAGGGGCCAAACGGUACCCAUGUGUGCAUGGUGUUCGAGGUGCUGGGCGAAAACUUGCUUGGUUUGAUCAAGAAGUGGAAUCACCGGGGCAUCCCAAUGCCACUCGUCAAGCAGAUCACUAAACAAGUUCUCUUGGGACUCGACUACCUGCACCGGGAAUGCGGCAUCAUCCAUACCGACUUGAAGCCCGAAAAUGUCUUGAUUGAGAUUGGGGACGUGGAGAAGAUUGUUCAAAAGGUGGUCAGCUCCGACGCCGGCGAGAAGGAGAACAACAGGAAUGGACGUCGGAGGCGUAGGACGCUUAUUACUGGCAGCCAGCCUUUACCCUCGCCGCUGAACGCUAGUUUCGAUCGCGGUUCGAUUUUCCCCUCGCCUGGGGCGCCAAGUCUUGGCCAAAUGCUUCAUGAUGCCGACUCAAAAUCAAAGGAGCCAUCUCCUAAACGGGACAAGGAAACCGGAGAGGACAGGCAGGGCCAACGAGAGAAAACCGCUGAUAUCUUGACUAAGGAAGUCUCGGGUAUCUCGUUGGACAAAGCCACGCCUCUGUCAACGGCAGGUGAAAAGCGCAAGGCCGAUGAUAUGCAGUAUGACAUUAUUAGUGUCAAGAUUGCGGAUCUAGGCAAUGCGUGCUGGGUCAAUCACCACUUCACCAAUGACAUCCAGACUCGCCAAUAUCGAUCCCCAGAAGUCAUUCUGGGCGCCAAGUGGGGGGCUAGCACAGAUGUCUGGAGUAUGGCGGCCAUGGUCUUUGAGCUUAUUACGGGCGAUUAUCUAUUUGAUCCCCAGUCGGGAACCAAAUAUGGAAAGGACGAUGACCAUAUCGCUCAGAUUAUUGAACUUUUAGGCCAGUUCCCCAAGUCGCUGUGCCUCUCGGGCAAGUGGUCACAGGAGAUCUUCAAUAGGCGCGGUGAGCUCCGCAACAUCCACAGGCUACGCCACUGGGCUCUUCCAGACGUACUCAAGGAGAAGUACCACUUUAAGGAAGAGGACGCGAAGAAGAUUGCCGACUUUUUAACCCCGCUGCUGGAACUCACGCCGGAAAAGAGAGCAAAUGCUGGCGGGAUGGCGAGCCACCCCUGGUUGGAGGACACACCGGGCAUGAAGGGGAUCAAGAUUGAGGGGGUCGAGGUUGGCAGCAGAGGAGAGGGAAUAGAGGGGUGGGCGACGGAAGUAAGAAAGCGGUAG